This is a messenger RNA of Rhincodon typus (whale shark), 1667 nucleotides long. RefSeq names its product propionyl-CoA carboxylase subunit alpha (gene pcca). NCBI's taxonomy places the organism in Eukaryota, Metazoa, Chordata, Chondrichthyes, Orectolobiformes, Rhincodontidae. Gene Ontology annotation, molecular function: metal ion binding; propionyl-CoA carboxylase activity; ATP binding. Gene Ontology annotation, cellular component: mitochondrion. Bases 45 to 1667 code for a protein of 540 amino acids. The record is from RefSeq and is a predicted model, not a curated record. The transcript has 19 exons.
UCCCUGGCCCCCUCCCCCCCCCCCUGGUGAAAGGUCACAGAAAAAUGGCGACUCGCAGAGGCAGUGUAGCUGCGCGGCUUGCAAUCCUCACAUUGAAGCAUGCAUCAUCCCUCUCCAGAUGCAGCUUUGCUGUCUCUCGUGUGCUGUACUCCACAGUUUCGGAUCUAAAUGAACCAACAUUUGACAAAAUCCUUGUUGCAAACAGAGGAGAGAUUGCCUGCCGGAUCAUUAAGACUUGCAAGAAGAUGGGCAUAAAAACAGUUGCAAUUCAUAGUGAUGUGGACUCCAAUGCUGUUCAUGUUAAAAUGGCAGAUGAGGCUUCCUGUGUUGGACCAGCCCCCACCAACAAAAGCUACCUCAACCUGGAUGCCAUCAUGGAAACCAUUCAAAAGACCGGUGCCCAAGCUGUCCACCCAGGAUAUGGGUUUCUUUCAGAAAACAAAGAAUUUGCCAGACGUCUGGCUGAUGAAGGUGUCACCUUCAUUGGACCCGACACACAUGCAAUUCAAGCCAUGGGAGACAAGAUCGAAAGCAAACUAAUAGCUAAGAAGGCAAAAGUCAACACAAUCCCUGGCUUUGAUGGAGUGGUCAAGGAUGCUGAUGAAGCUGUCAAAAUUGCCAGGGAAAUUGGCUACCCCGUCAUGAUCAAGGCCUCAGCAGGAGGCGGUGGGAAAGGCAUGAGAAUAGCCUGGAAUGAUGAUGAGACCAGGGAAGGGUUUAGAUUUUCUUCACAAGAAGCAGCUUCAAGUUUUGGUGAUGAUCGGCUUUUGAUAGAGAAGUUCAUUGAUAAUCCUCGUCACAUCGAAAUUCAGAUUUUAGGAGAUAAACAUGGCAAUGCACUCUGGUUGAACGAGAGAGAAUGCUCCAUUCAGAGAAGGAACCAGAAGGUAGUUGAAGAAGCCCCAAGCACUUUUCUGGACCCUGAAACUCGAAGAGCUAUGGGAGAACAAGCAGUGGCAUUGGCCAAAGCUGUCAAUUAUUCCUCUGCUGGUACAGUCGAAUUCCUCGUGGAUUCUAAGAAGAACUUCUAUUUCUUAGAAAUGAACACUCGUCUUCAGGUUGAGCAUCCUGUCACCGAAUGUAUUACUGGCCUGGACCUGGUCCAAGAAAUGAUCCGUGUUGCCAAGGGUUACCAACUUUGUCACAAGCAAGCUGAUAUUCCCAUCAAUGGCUGGGCCAUUGAAUGCAGAGUUUAUGCAGAGGAUCCCUACAAAUCUUUUGGGCUGCCUUCGAUUGGCCGUCUUUCUCAAUAUAAAGAGCCUCUACACGUGCCCAAUGUCCGAGUUGAUAGCGGCAUUCAAGAAGGAAGUGACAUCAGUAUUUAUUAUGAUCCAAUGAUAUCAAAAUUGGUUACGUACGGAGCUAACCGUGCAGAAGCAUUACAGAGAAUGCAAGAAGCACUAGACAAUUACGUAAUUCGAGGAGUGACCCAUAACAUUCCACUACUUCGAGAAGUUAUCAUUCACCCACGAUUUGUGAAAGGAGAUAUCACCACUAAUUUCCUCCCAGAGGUCUAUCCAGAUGGCUUCAAAGGACAUACGUUGUCAAAUUCUGAGUACAAGGAACUGCUGGCUACUGCUGGAUCCAUUUAUGUCGCUGCUUUGCUGAAAGCUCAGAGAUUUCUUGAAAAUUCUACAAGGACAGUUCAGCAAGACGCUAGUUCUUGA